Penicillium pulvis is the source of this 696-nucleotide messenger RNA. Its product is annotated as 3,4-dihydroxy-2-butanone-4-phosphate synthase RIB3. NCBI's taxonomy places the organism in Eukaryota, Fungi, Ascomycota, Eurotiomycetes, Eurotiales, Aspergillaceae. Gene Ontology annotation, molecular function: 3,4-dihydroxy-2-butanone-4-phosphate synthase activity. The coding region runs from base 1 to 696 and encodes 231 amino acids. Gene Ontology annotation, biological process: aerobic respiration; riboflavin biosynthetic process. The transcript has 3 exons. Gene Ontology annotation, cellular component: cytosol; mitochondrial intermembrane space. The record is from RefSeq and is a predicted model, not a curated record.
AUGCCCUCCAUGACAGACAUUGCACACCAGUUCGACUCCAUUGAGGAUACAAUUGCAGCUUUCAAGAAUGGCGAAUUCAUCAUUGUCCUCGACGACCUCGACCGCGAGAAUGAAGGAGAUCUCAUAAUUGCCGCGGAAUCCAUCACAGCCGCCCAGAUGGCCUUCCUUGUGCGCCAUACAAGCGGUUUAAUAUGCGCACCCAUUACCCCGGAACUAGCCACCCGCCUCGCACUCCCGCAAAUGGUUACCGAGAACGCCGACCCCAAAGGAACGGCCUACACCAUCACAAUUGACUCAAGCGAUGACUCCGUGACAACUGGUAUCUCUGCUCAAGAUCGCGCACUUACUUGCCGUACUCUUGCCUCCCCAGAUGCCACUAUUGACUCUUUCCGUCGGCCUGGCCAUAUCAUUCCCCUCCAGGCGCGUGCGGGUGGUGUGCGCGAGCGCAAGGGACACACUGAGGCUGCGGUGGAGUUCUGUCGUCUUGCAGGAAAGGCACCGGCUGGUGUUAUCGCGGAGCUUGUGGAGAAUGGGGAGGUUGUUGAGGGUGUGCCUGAAAUUGUGGGUGAUAAUGGUAUGAUGCGCAGAGAUGCUUGUCUUGCUUUCGGUAAGAAGUGGGGGAUUAAGGUUUGUACUAUUGAGGGUAUGGUGGCUUAUUUGGAGAAGACUGAGGGUGCUAAGAAUGGAUCUCAUUGA